Coccomyxa subellipsoidea C-169 is the source of this 1375-nucleotide messenger RNA. RefSeq lists its product as hypothetical. Gene Ontology annotation, molecular function: ATP-dependent diacylglycerol kinase activity. The annotation marks the transcript as partial. NCBI's taxonomy places the organism in Eukaryota, Viridiplantae, Chlorophyta, Trebouxiophyceae, Coccomyxaceae. The transcript has 11 exons. The record is from RefSeq and is a predicted model, not a curated record.
AUGAGGAUACCUGCGCCGUACUUGGUGGACACCAAGAAGUUUUUGGCUCCAGAGCUGCCAGAGGCGCCCCUCAUUGUCUUCAUCAACUCCAAGUCUGGGGGCCGUGCUGGGCCCAAGCUGACAGAGGUCCUCUACCACACACUUGGCCACGCGCAGGUGUAUGAUCUGCUGGAGUACCGCCCAGGGCCGGUGCUGAAACACAUCUGGAAGAACCUGGAGGCGCAGGAGAGAGCUGGGGAUACCUGGGCCCCUAUUGUGCGCAGGAAGAUGCGGAUUCUGGCGGCGGGCGGUGAUGGCACCGUGGCGUGGAUCCUGAAGACGAUCAGGGAUCUGGAGUUGGACCCUGCCCCUUAUGUGGCUGUCAUGCCUCUGGGCACCGGCAAUGACCUGUCGCUGUCCUUCGGCUGGGGCAACACCUUCCUGCAGUCCUGGAUCGAUAAACACAUCACGAUCUACGAGACGCUGAAGAGGAUAGGCGAUGCCGAGCAGCGAAACCUGGACACCUGGAGCAUCUCUCUCACCUCUGGCCAGGGCAACAUCUUCAAGGAGUUGCCGCACUCCCUCGAGGUGGUGGACUCCAGCUCUGUUGAGCCACCCGCACCCAAGGAUGUCAGCAAGGUGAAGGGCCUGUUCUGGAACUACUACAGUGUGGGCCUGGACGCGCAAGCGGCGUACGGCUUCCACAGCCUGCGGGAGAAGCGCCCCUGGGCGGCCCCCAGCCGCAUGAUCAACCAGGGCUGGUACGGCUACUUCUCCUGCACCACCGGCUGGUUCUGCAAUGCGCCCCCCGUCCGCAACAAGAUCUGCCUCAAGGUGCGCAACGUGGCGGGGCAGUGGGUGGAGGUGGCGAUGUCGCGGCACAUAAAGGCGCUGGCGGUGCUCAACCUGCAGAGCUACGCGGGCGGCCGCGACCUGUGGGGCCUGCGUGACCCAGCCCGCGACGCCGCCAAGGGCUGGAAAACCCCCAUCUUCAACGACGGCACCAUCGAGGUGGUGGGCCUGCGCAAUGGGUGGCAGACGGCGCUGGUGAUGGCAGGCCUCACCACCAAGAUCCACGCCAAGCGCCUGGCCCAGGGCACCGAAGUGCUCCUGGAACUCCGCGCAGGAGGUGUGACCAAGGGCGACACGUCCCUGACGCACAUGCAGCUGGAUGGAGAGCCCUGGCCGCAGAUCAUCCCGGCCGGAGACAGCGAACCCCUCAAGGUGCACAUCAAGCACGUGGGCACAGCGGGGAUGCUGUUCAACCCGAUGCAGCUGCGCGGCAUCGCGCCCAAGAUCCAGAAGCUGGCCGUGCGCGAGCGCCGCAUCAGCGCGAUCAACGAGGACGCCGCAUCGCUUUCGCACCCCGGCCACUCACUUCCUCCCCCCGGUCCCG